CCCUUUCGUAUUUCCUUCUACAACUUUCUCACCUCACUACACUCAUUGAAAUCUCUCAUCGUUCCCACACUCUUUUGCUGCUCACACUCGUUAUCUCACUUCUACCCGCUACACCCUCAGUCGCUCCCUCGAUCACAACCAUAUCUAUUCAGCAAGAUGCAUAGUAUGCGUGCACUCGCCCUUGUCGCAGUUGCUGGUGCUGCCGCCGAAGCAAGUCAACAGGGUCACAUCAUGGAGCACAUUCACGCUCCGGCUAUGAUUCCUCGCGACCACUGUACUGAUCUUCCGAAGCUCUGCACAGAUCCGGUGCUCUUGCGCGGUCAUGAGAUCACUCUGACCUAUCUAUGUCCCGAGACCGAAGGCCCAUCCACUGUCACCGCCACCACAACGCGUACUAUCACCGUGACAGUAGGCCUGACCUCUAGCGUUCCUGUUGUGGCUACCUCGGACAGUCAGACGCCUGUGAUAGAAGAGCCCACCACGACUGAGACGGUCAAGUCAACAACUCAGGUCACUGUCACCAAGUUUGUCACUAGAGUCACCGCUAGCACUACUUCGUCGCCUCUUUCUCCACCUACCAUCACCUGGUCCUUCACGGCUAUUCCUCCUGGCGUUGGCUCCACACCAGUGUCUUCUGUCAAGGCUCCUACAUCUGGCGCCAGCAGCUCUUUCGAGUUGUCCCCUAGCCAUGUAAUUAACAGCUCGUCUUCCGUUGCCUCUACAUCCUCGAAACCUACAUCUAGCGCCAGUGGCUCUCUCGAGCAUUUCCCUACUUAUGUCAUCGUCAACUCGUCUUCGAUCGCUUCAACAUCCUCGGUGGCUACUUUACCUUCCCUCGGUAUCCAUAGGCCGAUCUACUGGAACCACACGGCUGUUCACCACACUGGCGUUCAUCACAUUAUCGAUCACCCUACUCUGAACGUAGUAAGGGAUGCCGAGGCCAAGUCCACCGAGACUGUCACUACUACCGCUGCGAUCGCGACUGAGAGUAAAAAGGGUCAGGCAGGAGAUACCCAGGCCUCAUUCAUUGCGCUAUUCUUCGGUGUGUUGGCUGCCACCCUACUUAUCUAGGAAAGCAUGGAUGGCUACUCCUGUUGGAUACCUGUAUGGUGCUGUCAUGAAAGGGAGGUCUGGACAGCAUGUACGAUGAUGUUACGACGAGACAUGUGGAAUGUUUUCACGAGAUUCAUGAAAUGUAUUUUAGCAUGAUGUCGAGAUGGUCUUAUGAGGCGGACAGAGAUAUCCCACCCAACGAAUACAUAAUUGUAUGUGAAUCGCUUGGGCUCUUGAAUGACAUGUGCUAUAGGUUGGUAAUUUGAGGAUACUGGAUCUACAAGGCGUAAGAUUGGUCCAGAGUAUUUGAGGAUCUAUUCGAAGAAUAUGGCCCAUCAAUGGUAAAGUAGAGCACACACCUGUGGUCGUGAUUUAGCUCUUUUCGUGCGAUGCAACUUCGAACCGUGGAAAACCUUGCUUCAACGCC
This is a messenger RNA of Alternaria alternata, 1480 nucleotides long. RefSeq lists its product as hypothetical. The record is from RefSeq and is a predicted model, not a curated record. The transcript is spliced from 2 exons. NCBI's taxonomy places the organism in Eukaryota, Fungi, Ascomycota, Dothideomycetes, Pleosporales, Pleosporaceae. The coding region runs from base 157 to 1071 and encodes 304 amino acids.